GAGAAACACAAGAUGGCUAUGCUGUUUUGGCUAUUAGUUUAGCACAGUGGGUCAUUUAGACAGCAGCAGAAAGAUGCCUUCAGCCGCAGACUGGAAGCUGCUCAUGGGGGUUGACCCUGAAGAUCUGGGAGAUGAUGAUGAUGAGAAAAUCGGUGAUAUAAUUUUGAUGGUCAAACCACAGGAUCUGAAAGAGAAUGAAUCAGAGAAAAUGAUUCAGAUCUUUAGAAUCUCACAAACACUCUUGAGGAUGAAACUAGAGGAAAUUAAAUGUGCCUAUGAGGUUGUCGACAUCGCAGGUGCAGACCAAGCAAGAAUUGAAAAUGAACUCAAAGCUGAAGUACUGAAGCUGGAAAGUGAGUUGGAGAUGGCACAGCGCGUGAUGGGAGGGGCGGACACCCGUUUCCUCCGGGAUGAGAUUGACCAACUGGAGAGUCACCUGGAGCGCAAAGAGAGAGAAGUGACUCAACUGGAGAAGGAAAUGGGGAAAGAAAGGAAAGCCAAUGAAGAGCUUGCUCUCCGUGCUGAAGAGGUGGAAGAGAAGAACAGGAAACUGAAAAGAGAGAAUGAACAGCUGCAACAGGAUGUUGAGUUCUACAAAAAGGAAUCGGAUAAGAAAGAUCUUCUUCAGACCAAAGAAGAGAGCAAUGAGAUUCAGAAGAGACUUACCAAAGCCAACCAACAACUUUACCAGUGCCUGGAGGAUCUCCAGCAUGCUGAGGAUAUGGCUGCCAAAUUAAAGAGCGAAAAUGAGCACCUGCAGAACAAUCUAGAGGAGUCUGUGAAGGAGAUGGAGAAGAUGACGGAUGAGUACAACAAGAUGAAGAUCGCAGUCCAGCAGACAGAUGCCAUCAUGGAUCAGCUGAGAAAAGAGAGAGACCACGCCAAGAUCCAGGUCAGAGAGCUGACAGAACAGAUCCAGACUCGAGCUGAAGAGGAUGACCCGGUUAUGGCUGCUAUUAAUGCUAAAGUGGAGGAGUGGAAGAGUGUUUUAUCAGGGAAAGAAAUGGCAAUCUUGGAGUAUCAGCAGAUGAUCAGAGAUUUAAGGGAGAAGCUUCGAUCUGCUCAGAUGGACUCAGACAAAAGCAACAUCAUCGCACUGCAACAGGCCGUGCAAGAGAGGGACAACCAGAUCAAGAUGCUGUCAGAACAAGUGGAGCAGUACACUACAGAAAUGGAAAAGAACGCUAUGCUUAUUGAGGAGCUGAAAAAGCCUUUAAAGAAAGAUAAAGGCCUCACAUCAAGCAUGCAGCAGCGUAAUCUGGAAGAGUUGAGUGCUAAUCUCCAGGCAGCUGAGAGAAGAGCUCUGGAGGCCGAGCGUGCCGCCCAACUGGCAGAGAUGGACGCCAGGGAUAAAGACAAAGAGCUCAAUGACACACAUAGCCGUAUUCGUCUCUAUGAGUCUGGGACGGAUGGCUUGGAAGCUGCUAUCACUGAGAUCAAAGAAUGUAAAAACCAGAUUAGAGUCCAAGACCAUGAGAUAGAGACCAUGAUCAAAGAGAUAAACCAGCUAGAGCUGAAAAUCAACAACUUAAUGGAUGAGAAUGAAGAUCUGAGGGAAAGACUUGGAUUAAAUCCAAAGGAAGAACUGGAUUUGACUGAAUUCCGGAGAUCAAAGGUUUUAAAACAGAGACAGUACAAAGCAGAGAAUCAGGUUCUCCUGAAAGAGAUUGAGCGUCUCGAGGAGGAAAGACUUGAGCUUAAACAACGCGUCCGUGCCCUGGUCAAGGACAAAGGCAUCUCAGUAGUCAGUUGUUCAUUGCUUGAUGCGGAUGCUGAUGAAAGACCCAGCAGAUCUUUAAGAGAGAGUCCCAAUUCUAGAUCUACUGAUGAGGAAAUCAAAAUCAAAAACGAGCGGCUACAGAAAGAGCUGAGCAACAAAGAGAAAGAACUGGAGCUCAAGAGAAUGGAAUCUGCACAGUUCAAAGCCAAAUUGAAUGAAAUGUUGAAUGAGAAUAAACAGCUGGAGCAGGGUAUGAAGGAGAUCCUGCAGGCCAUCCAGGACACUCAGAAGAAAAUGCCCUCAACAACAAGAGUCAACAUUCCAAGCCUGGAGAGACUCGUCAAUGCUUUGGAGAUGAAGUACUCGGAGGGGAAGUUUGAUGCAAACCUGCACCAUAGAACUCAGGUAGAUCAGCUGACCGGCCGUAACGACGAGUUACGACAGGAGAUGAAGGCAGCUAGAGAAGAAGCUGCAAACAUUCUCAAUCAGCUGACGAAAGCUAAUGAGAAGAUUGCUCACUUGGAAAGGGAAGUUGAAUCAAUGAGCAAAUCAUCUGGUAGUUCCAUCCCUCACAAGACAUUAUCCUUACCUGAAGAGAUGAUGCCAUCUAGUGCUGAGGUCAUCAAUGCUUUGAAUCAGUAUAUGGUACAACUCCUACAGGAGAUCAAAAACAAGGAUGACUCCAUCCAGCAGCUUGACUCGGCUUUGGAAGAGUAUAAAAGGAAAUUUGCCGUGAUCCGCCAUCAACAAGGACUAUUGUACAAGGAGUACCAAAGUGAAAGGGAGUCUUGGCAGAAAGAGAGAGACUCUUUUGCAGAGCUGAAAUCUAAACUGGAAGAACAAAGGGAGGUGGAUGCUGUUAAAAUCAAGGAGUACAAUCAGUGGAUAGAGGCUCUUGAAAAGGACCCGAGAGAGAUCAGACAGGAGCUGUCUGAAAUGGCACGAAAGAUGAUGGUUCUCAGGGUGAACGAGAAGUGUCUGACGAGACGUUAUACAACUCUGCUGGAGCUAGAGCAGCACUUGAGAAAGGAGAAUGACAAACUGAAGGAUGACUUAACCCAAAUGGAGUCUGCAGUCACAGAAAGGAUUGGCUACCUGCAGAGAUUCAAGGAAAUGGCAGCUUUCAAAAUGGCAGCCCUGCAGAAAUCCCUUGAUAAUAGUGUUCCUGCCUCAGAGCUGGAGAGAGCCAACAAACAAUACACUGAGCUCACUAUCAAGUAUCGAAACCUCCUGCAGAAAGACAAUCACCUCGUUCAGAAGACAACCACCCUGGAGCAUCUUGAGAAAGAGAAUGUCUCUUUAUAUGAGCGCAUUAGUUCCAACAAUAAAGAGCUUGAGAUCACCAAGGAAAAGCUUCACACUUUGGAGCAGGCCUGGGAAAACAUCAGCACAAGUGGUGGUGAGAACAGUAUGGACAAAGCAGCCAAAGCCCUGGCCAAUAGUGAGAUCAUAUCCGUGUCCAGACGCAUCACUACACUGGAGAUGAAGGAGCUGAAUGAACGACAGAGAGCCGAGCACGCUCAGAUGAUGUACGAGCACCUGAGGAACUCCCUCAAACUGGUGGAAGAGCGCAACUUUGAGCUGGAAACCAAGUUUGCUGAGCUCACAAAGAUAAACCUGGAGGCUCAGCGAAUGGAGUGUGAGCUCAGGGAUGAGCUGGCUGACAGCGUCAGUAAACACAUCAGCAACGCAGAUCGGAAGCGAAUCACCGAACUGGAGAAAACAGAGGCUGAACUGCGGAUCGAAGCAUCCAAAUUGCGAGAGGUAUCGGAUGUGGCGAAAAUGCAGGUGUGCACUCUGGAAGCCAGACAGCAAUCAAGAGAGAAAGAGGUAGAGAGCCUGAGGAGACAGGUCUUAGACUACCAGGCUCAGUCUGAUGAGAAAGCCCUCAUCGCCAAACUCCACCAGCACAUCGUUGCCAUCCAGCUGAGCGAGACCACUGCCAUCAGCCGACUAGAGGCUGCUACUGUGCGCCUGCAGAAACUUGAGGCGCAAAAGCUUCGGGCUGAACAGCAGCUUGAUGCCCAGCAGCAGGCGCUGUGGCACGCGAGACAGGAGGGUCACCAACGAGCCAGACAUCUACGCCACACCAUCCAGGCCCUCCGCAGACAGUUCUCCGGAGCCCUGCCACUGGCCCAACAAGAGAAGUUUUCCAGCACAAUGCUGCACCUGCAGGAGGACAGGGCAAGAGCCAGGGAGGAGGCACAGAAGGCAGAGGAGGAAAGGAGGAGAGCAGAGGGGAAAGCACAAGAACUGGAGCUCAAGCUGAAGGGGUUGGAAGAGCUUAUAGCAACACUGAAGGAUGCCAGAGGAGCUCAGAAAGUAAGUGAGUGGCAUAAGAAGCUAGAAGAUUUUCGUCUUGUGGAAAUGAGGCAGUGCAGAGAGCUCGGUGCCCAGAGAGAAGAGAUCAAGUACCUGAAGAACAUUGCGGCAGAACAGGAACGCACCAUCAGUGGCCUGGAAGAGGAGCUGGUGCAACAGAAUAAUUUACUUGAGGAGCAGCAGAUGAUCUGGGAUCAGAGGGAGGUGGAAUUGGAGCGCCAACUCGAUACCUAUGAGAAACAGCAGAAUAAAAUCCUAAACACAGCUCAGAAGUUUGAAGAAGCCACCGGCUCUCUUCCAGAUCCAAAUCAGCCCUUGGCCCACCAGUUAGACUACGCUCUUGGGAAAAUCAAGGAGCAUGUUCGUAUCAUCCUUGAGACAAAAGCCACUUACAAAGUUCUGGAAGAGAAGCUGAAGGAAAAAGAUGCAGCCUUGUGGACGGCAGAACAGAACAUCUUAUCCCGAGACAAAGUGAUCAAUGAACUGAGGCUCCGCCUACCAGCCGCUGCAGAGAGAGAGAAGCUCCUGGCUGACCUGAGCAACCAGGAGGACUCCGAGAGCCAGCCUGCCCUGAAGGUCGCCCACCAGACCAUCAACAACCUGCAGGGCCGCCUGGAUCAGAAAGAGGAAGUUCUCAAGAAGUACCGGAACCUGUUAGCAAAGGCCCGACAGGAGCAGGAGGAGAUGGCCAAAAGGCAUGAGGAGGAUGUCAGGACCCUGCAUCAGAAACUGGACAUUUACAUGGACACAUCACUGGACAGCUUCAAACAGACUGCACUGGAGCUAAUGAAGAAACCCACCAUCACUGUACCGACCUCUAAGCACCUGGUGCGGUUGGCAGAAAUGGAACAGAUGGUGGCUGAGCAAGACAAUUCCCUCUCCUCUCUGACACACAAGCUAAAGAUCGUCAAUGCAGAACUGGACCAACAGAGACAGUUGACAGCUGCACAUGCCAUGGAACAUGCAGCAGAAACAGCCAGACUGGAGGAAAGACAUGCUGUCCAAAUGAAACGCCUGUCACAGGAGGCUGAAGAGCUGAGAGCACAGCUCACGCAGAUGGAAAAAGAACUCCAUUAUCUCCACACUGAGCUUGAGGCCCAGAAAGAGGCAAACGUCAGGUCACCAUCCAACACCAUGAAGAACCUUGUGGAGCAUCUAAAGACUCAGCUGACCAUCAAAGAGAAACAGCUAAAGGCUCUCAGUAAAGCUCUCUUGGAACUGCGCGCAGAGUUGACAUCUCAAGCAGAACAGCAGAUCAUUGCCAGUGCUGCUCAGAAGGAAGAGGCCCUCAAUGUUCAGCAGAUUGUCGACAAGCAAACCAAAGAGCUGAGGGCAUGUGUGAGGGACCUCAAUGAAGAGCUUCAGGGAGCUAAGGAGGGUGUACGAGCAGCAAAAGCCAGAGAAAACUCCCUGAGAGAAGAACUGGAGAGCUUGAACAAAGAUCUUCAGAGGAGCCAGAAGACUCAGAACAAACUGCAGGGUGAAAAAGAGGCCCUGGAGGACCAGCUGAUUGAGCUCAAAAAGAAGGUUGAGAGGCUCAGCAAUGGCCUACAGGCUCAGGUUGAGAGUGAUGGUCCCACUGUAGAAGCUCUGCAGAAAAAGAUCCGUAAGUUAGAGCAGGAAAUGGACAGGAAGAGUGUCUCAGAGCCCACAGACAAAAGGACUGUACUGAAGGAAGACAAGUCCUCUAAAGAAGAAAUUGUGAGGUGGGAGGAGGGUAAAAAGUGGCAAGCCAGGAUGGAGAAGGUGCGUAAUGUUCUCAAGGAGAAGGAAAAGGAAACGGAUUGUCUGUCCAAACAAUUAGCAACCGUCAAAGAACUUUAUGGCAGAUUGGAGCAGGAGAAAGUGAGCCUGCAGAAGAAACUCAAGACUAGAGGAGUGACGGCAGACCAGGUUGUUGGUGCACGGACCCUCGAGGUGGACAGGGAGGUUGAGGAACUGAAAACAAGAAAUGCUGAAUUGGAGCAGAAAAUCAAAUUCAUAAAGCAGCAGCAGGCUUUACCGCGUGAUGCUGCAAUGGAGGACAUCACCAUCCGGAACCGUUAUCUUGAGGAGAAACUUCACUCCUUGGAGAACCAACUGUCCAAGGAGCCCCCAUCCAGACCUUCUACAUCUGGCAGAGGUUCUGGUACCCCAUCACAAAGAGAACAUGAGCUCCAAAAAGAGAAUCUCAAGUUGUCCACAGAAAACCUGGAGAUUCGCUUUCAACUGGAACAAGCAAACAAGGACUUACCGCGACUAAAAGAUCAGGUGUCUGACCUCAAAGAGAUGUGUAAUGUUCUGAAGAAAGAGAAAGCUGAAGUGGAGAAGACGCUCAGUCAUGUCCGAGGGUCUGGGCGAAGUGGGAAAUCCAUACCUGAGCUGGAGAAGACCAUUGGGCUGAUGAAGAAGGUAGUUGAGAAAGUUCAGAGAGAGAACGAGAGCUUAAAAAAGACAUCAGAGGGCAACGUUCAAGAGCAGCUAACCACAUUGGAACGGGACCAUGGGAAACUUAAGUCAGAAUAUGAAAAGAUGAAAGGAAAAUUAGAGGAACAGCUAAACGCAAGACUUGAGUCAAAAACUAAAGGCAUUGAGAAAAUCAUGAUGGAAAACGAACGCUUGCGUAAAGAUAUUAAGAAGGAAGCAGAGGCUGCAGAAAAGCUGAGGGUUGCAAAGGCCAGUCUUGAAUUAACUAAUGAGAAGCUGCGGGCAGAGUUUGAGGAGACCAACCAGAGACUUUUAUUAGCCCUGUCUAAGGGGCCAUCUUUAGAGGGUGCAGACAGCAAGACCUGGAAAUCUUCUGUUGUGACUAGAUUAUUUGAAAACAAGAUGAAAGUACUUGAAAGUGAAAUCUCCAAGAAAAACUCCAGCAUAUCAGAGCUGAAAGAGCAACUAAAUGAGGCAAAUGAGAAGCAGCACAAUGCACAUCUCAAUGUCAGCCAGUUAAAGAAGCAAGUGGAGCUCCUAAAAAACAUCCCAAUAGAAGCAACAACUGAUGAAGGCCUUGCUAAAGAGUAUCAGUCAGUAAGAUUGGCCAAUAAACAACUUGAGAGGGAGAAAGCACAACUUCUUCACCAGAUCCAAAGAUACGAUGAGCUGUUUGGCACCAGCAAAGCAGGGCCAGGAUACAGUGAGCUACAGGAACAAAUUAAGACAGCAAAUAAUGAAAGGAAGAAAUUACAGGAUGAAGUGAGAAAGCUGACCCGAGAGCUGGAAAACUUUGACCCAACAUUUUUCGAGGAGCUUGAAGAUCUGAAGUUCAAUUACAAUCUGGAGGUGAAGAAAAACAUUGUCCUUGAGGAACAGUUGAAGAAACUGUCGGAUCAGUUUGGAGUGGUGGUUGAAAUUCCAGUAGACGUAUCUAUCAGCUAACAGACAUCAAUUAAUUUAAAGUAAAGGACAAGAUGACUUAAGUUGUAAAUAUUAUUGUUACUACUCAAUUAGAACCAAAUAUGUACACUGAUAAUGUGGGAACUUGCAUAGCUUUAUAUAAGUUAGUGUUUUUUUUUGUUUUUUGUUUUUUUAAAUGGUUGCUUAGUUAUUUUUUGUACAAUAUAUUUAUUUAUACAUUUUCGUAUAAAGUUAAGUCUUAGAAUAUUUUAGUUUUAUGGCCUUUCUAGCAAUUUAUUCACAUUAACUGCAGAGUUUGCGUUGUCACAUUUUUUUAAACAUAAAGCAUCGUCAAAGCAUUGCUUUUAACUUCAUGGCUGUGUUACUAUUUACUUUGGGAUUUUUGGUUUUCCAUUGUAUUUAUUUACAUAUUGUUUAACAGUUUUCUGGAACAUAC
Molecule: messenger RNA, 7808 nt
Organism: Xyrauchen texanus (razorback sucker)
Lineage: Eukaryota; Metazoa; Chordata; Actinopteri; Cypriniformes; Catostomidae
Product: centrosomal protein of 290 kDa
Exons: 53
Coding region: 74-7393 (2439 amino acids)
Biological process (GO): kidney development; camera-type eye development
Source: RefSeq, a predicted model, not a curated record